Messenger RNA from Alternaria postmessia, 1095 nucleotides. RefSeq lists its product as uncharacterized. NCBI's taxonomy places the organism in Eukaryota, Fungi, Ascomycota, Dothideomycetes, Pleosporales, Pleosporaceae. The record is from RefSeq and is a predicted model, not a curated record. The coding region runs from base 1 to 1095 and encodes 364 amino acids. The transcript is spliced from 4 exons.
AUGGAAUGUCCUUGUCUGGGCAAGGGAAAGUUGCAAUUCCACGAUUGCAAAGACUUGAACAAAGGCAGGGUGGACAGAAAGACAGACGUCGAGUUCCACGGGCCUGUACCGGAUAUUACCAGGCGUGUUCUUCAUCCGAUAGGCUGGCAUGAUUAUGAAUUGGUACGAGUUCUAACGGUGGCACAUUUAGUGUCGCUCCCACAAGAUCAAAUGCACCGGCGAGAAGCCAAGGUCGUCACCGAACAAUGCCACCAAUUAGCAGAGUUUCUUAAGGAUAUAAGAGACCGUGUAAGCGCCGAAGAUGGGGACCGAAUUACUGACAUCCUAGAUGAGAUCGAUGAGGACUUGUCAGAAAACAGGCUCACCCCGACUCCAACACCAUCGCAUCUUGACGUGGACGACAGGCGUGGCUCACAAGAAAGCGGAGAACUCAGUGGUACUGAAUACUUCGAGCGUCAUGAGACCGAAGCCCUGGACCUCCUGGAUGAAGACUUGCAUAGCAAAGACAAGGCCCGAUCAACAGGAUUCAUUGGAAAGAGUUCAGAGGUACAAUGGUUGCGUGCAGUGAUCCUAGCCCAGCACGAAAGAACGGAUACAGAGUGGCCUGGAUCCGAGCCUCAACGCCGUCCUUCGGUUGCUCCAGGUAGCGAGCAGAUAAGUUCGUUUAGCUUCUGGACUGACUGUGACGAUGUGAGUGUCAACUUCUACGUGGACCCAUACGAACUGCCCCAACCCGACUUCGCUGAGCAUUUGAUACGAUGCUAUAUGCUCAGGGUGCACGAUUCCUUCCCGAUCCUGCCACGAAACUUCGAGGAACAAACUCGCGUGUAUUUCACGGCUUUGCGCGCGGGGAAUGCCCCACGUCUCAACCUCAAGUGGCAGGCCAUCUUGAAUCUUGUCUUCGCCAUUGGUGCAAAUUAUUCGUACCUUUACAAUAAGGACUGGCCGACAGGAGACGCCAAUGUGUUCCAAGCCAGGGCGCGGGCGUUUGGUUUGAAUGAAGCUUCUCUAACUACUCAUGCUGAUGUGCCGCGAAUCCAAGGCUUGGGUCUUCUCGCGUUCUACUGGCUAAGUAUCGGACAAGUUAGUCGGUGA